AUGUCUGGCAACCAGCCCAUCACGCAUUCGAUGCGUAUGACUGGACUGCUUACCCAGCCAUUGAUCCCCAGCCCUGUCAUCAACUGGAUCCUUCCAGCGCGUCUUCGCAAUAAAGACCACAACGAUGUGGUUUUCAUUGGAGAGCGGCGAAUUCAAAUCAAAGAAGCCCUGCCCAGUGGUCAUCUUCAAGACGUUGUCGAAAAAUCUGACCUAGAAGGCUCGCUUAUUGGGGCAAAGGUCAUCAAUGUAAGCACCCAGUUGCCUUGGGGAACUGGGGCUCCAUCAAGUUUGUUGGGUCACUCCUACAACUCUUACGACACUGAUCAUUUACCCCCUCACAUUCUUUUUCUUGCUACGGACUCAAAUGAGCUCCUUUUCAUGUAUUACUCGGAGAUGGGAGAUGGUCCAUUUGUUUCCUACAAUCGACCUCUGCCCCGCGAUGUCAACAUAGCCGACAAGUAUGGCAGGCACAUAGCUGUUGAUCCUAAAUCGCGUGCGGUCGCAGUCAGCGCGUCACGCAAUUUCUUUGGUGUCUUGUGGUUGAAAUCUCCUGGCGAACUCCAGAGGCAGAUGGCUCAGGGAAAGCUAAACCCACUUGAAAGUGAAACUUUCUUGCAAGUGGAUGGCGAUAUCCUGUUUAUGGAAUUCCUUUACCCGAAAGACAAUCAUGACAAACGGACUAUUCUACUGCUUAUUGUCCAUAACAUUGGCAUAACACGGUCAAUUGUGUUUGAAUGGAAUGAAACCAGUAUGCUCAACCGCAUGGAUCCGAAACUUUCCUCGACUACUCUGCCUCGGCAAGACCAUUUGCCUAGUAUGGUCAUCCCUUUGGCCAAAGAAUCGUCCUACCUCCUGAUUACCACAAAUUCCAUGGCAAUGUAUACACCAAAUUGCUCGUCUCGUCCAAUGCGAUACCCAUCGAUCAUUCCUGACGCAGAAUCAUCCGAAGCUGGACUGUGGACUCGCUGGGCCAGACCUUCGCGGAACUGGAUGUACAGUCAGAGAUACGAUGGAAUCUUUCUAUGUCAAGAGAAAGGCUGGAUCUAUUACCUUGAGUUCGGUAACGAUGGGGAACUCGAAACCCAGACUUCUCUAGGUCAACUCCACUGCGAUGUUGAUACGGCAUUUGAUAUUCUUGAUAUGGGCCAUGAAGGUGGCGACUUCAUUAUUGCUGCUGGAAGCCAAGGCGAUGGCGGGUUGUUUGUCCAGGAGGCACGGGAUCACCCCAGAUGUGUUCAGCGAUUCCUCAACUGGGCACCAGUUCCUGAUGCAGUUACUAUUCCCUCAAACUCCCCAGCCGUCUCCAAAGAAAAUCCAUAUGAUUGCGAUCGGCUCUUUGUCUGCUCAACCUCUGCUUCAGGCAAUGGAGCUAUCACCGAACUUCGAUACGGCGUUGAGGCUCAGAUUGGAAUUUCUGCCUCAUUGGGUGAAUUGUCCAGCAUACGUAGUAUGUGGGCGGUGUCAUUCGGUGCUAAGGACUCAAUCUAUUUGCUGGCCUCCGAUCCGCUUUCGUCGCUGCUUCUUCGUACGACUCCCGACAUGAGAGAUGGCAUUACAGCCCUUGAGGACGAUUCAGGCUUGGGCAUUCAGCAGACUUUGGCAAUGGACUGUACACCCUCCGGUGUUAUUGUCCGUGUCACAGAAAGAGCCGUGCACCUUUUCGUCCCUACUGAUUUCACUCUCAACAGCUGUGUUGAACAUGAUCCCCUUGCAUUUGUCACAGCAGCUAUUGUGGAUGGCCCAAGUUCCACUGUUAUCAUAACUACAAGAAGUAAAGAGGGAAGUUUUCUCCAUCUUCUCCGGAUAGUCACGACUGAAGGAAGUCCCCCUCCCUGUCCAAUUAUGAGGGUCUAUCCCACCCGCUCCAAAAAGAGCCCAUCUAAUUGGGGAGGAAUUGGGUUUAUUUUCCUGGGCACCAGUGAUGGCACAGUGCUGUCAUUCGAAGUUUACAACGAGACUGGUGGAAUCACACAACAUGCCGACACUCUUAUUGACGUCGGUGACAAUCCAGAAGAUAUGGCAAAAACGAUUGAAAGCCUUGCUGUUAUCCACACUCUUUCAGACGAUAGAAUUCACGCAUUUCUUUUCUGCGGGCUGCGAAGUGGCACACUUGUUCCGUUUGAGAUAGACACAAACGUCGUUGAUGAUCACGGUGACCCUGGCUUCGGUUUCAACUGUUUGAAACAAAGAGCGCCACACGAUCUUGGGCAAACAUCAAUUAACCUCAAAUCCUACGACAAAUUUGCGUUGUUUACAUGUGGAGAUGAUUUCUGGCGUGUGUCAUAUGCCCCAGAUGGCAAUGGCUUUGACUAUUUCUUGUCUCGUGUUUGGAUUACAGAUCAGAACCACCCUGCAUACUUCCCUACCAGACUCAGCAGCUUCGAUAUUGUUGAAGUAAGAGAGUACCGGUCUGAGGUUCCAGCUACAUACUUGUUUUGUUUUGCAGAUGGUCAGCUUUUGAUAUGCUCUCUGGAACAAGAGGCAAAGGUUGUUCCCCGACGCAUCGACAUUCCCGGAAAUCCCAGCAAGCUCGCCUACUCCAAUCAUCUCCGGAGUCUCAUCGUUACAUAUUCUGUCGCCCAGGUCGGAGAGCAAGGAAGGCCUCUCGAUCUUUCCCGCACGGCAUUUAUCGAGUUUGUGGACCCAGACACGCAGUCGCCAGUGUUCCCCAGCGAUAUACACAUGGUUUGUCGCGGCCUUACCCCCUGGAGACCGCAUGGAGUCCCCGGUGAGAAAGUCACAUGCAUUUUCGACUGGAUGCCACAACGAGAGGGGAACGCAUACCAUCUUAUCGCUAUUGGGACAUCAAUCAGCCUGCCUCACAAACCCAAUAACCGCAAAGGUCGGUUGAUGCUCAUACAAGCGUCUCGGGAUGCCAACCAUCCCGAGCAGAUCACUUGCACUGACAAGCAUACACAAUCGUUUGAUCACCCAGUUUAUGCGAUGGCGGCAUGCGGCGAUAGCUUGAUUAUUGUCUCUGGGAAGAAAUUCUUCACGGUCUCCUCGCGAAACUCUCAAACAAAAUGGGUUCGGAACAUUACAGCUACCCUUCCAUCCCCAGCUGUCGCGAUGACAGUGCAAGGAAGCAUGAUCUACGUCACCACCUCGAGACAUUCCCUGCUGGUUUACAAGAUUGCAGAUGGCGACAUCCUGAUGCAUGGUUUCGACCCAAUUGCACGCGAUGGUUUGUCUCACAGUUUAAUGCGCGGGUAUGGAAUUGAACCGGAUGUCCUUUUUGUGAGUAGUCGAGGUGGAGCUACCCGGGCUUUCACAGACAUCGAUCAGCCAGGGGACCUUGUACCUCGUCCGAUGGCCGAUCUCCCCGUCUCCUUGAUCAAGCUCACUCGGGGCAUCAAGUCUCCGGAUUCCCUGACGACCAUCAAGACCUUUUAUGGUUUUGGUAUCAAUGGAUCUGUCUACCGGCUCUUGCCCCUGGACGCGAAGGAGUGGCACCUCCUUCGGCUUCUACUCGAAAUCUGCCUUAGGGAUGAGGUCAUCUGUCCCUCCCUGUCCCGCAGACAUCGCUACCUUGAUGCAAUUUCCCAGGUCGAGAACAACAUGCAUAUCGACGGCAACAUUCUGGGUCGCCUUGCCAGUCGCAACUCGAAACAUCUGGAUGAGGUUCUCAUGGCAUGCAACAGGAGUCAGUUCAAGGACCUGACUCCUGAGACAGUUCACAUGUUCUUUGGGGCAGUUGAGGAUGUGCUUGGCGUCCAUACUCACCAUACCCAGGCACUCUUCAGCUGGCUUCGAAAGCUACUACACAUUGAGAUUUAA
Molecule: messenger RNA, 3777 nt
Organism: Penicillium verrucosum
Lineage: Eukaryota; Fungi; Ascomycota; Eurotiomycetes; Eurotiales; Aspergillaceae
Gene: thtA
Product: protein thtA
Exons: 6
Coding region: 1-3777 (1258 amino acids)
Biological process (GO): mRNA splicing, via spliceosome
Cellular component (GO): U2 snRNP; nucleus
Molecular function (GO): protein binding; U2 snRNA binding
Source: RefSeq, a predicted model, not a curated record